Blastocystis hominis is the source of this 2352-nucleotide messenger RNA. RefSeq lists its product as hypothetical. Gene Ontology annotation, biological process: carbohydrate metabolic process; chitin catabolic process. Gene Ontology annotation, cellular component: extracellular region. NCBI's taxonomy places the organism in Eukaryota, Bigyra, Opalinata, Blastocystidae. The record is from RefSeq and is a predicted model, not a curated record. The transcript has a single exon. Gene Ontology annotation, molecular function: chitin binding; chitinase activity. Bases 1 to 2352 code for a protein of 783 amino acids.
AUGAAAUAUUCUAAUUGUAAUAAUAGUAUUAGCAUUUUUGCUAUUUUGUUGCUGCUUCUUCAGAUCAGUUUGGCAACCAAGGGAUCCUCCAAAAAGGAUGACUCGUCAAUGUCACAGCAUCCAUGGAUCAAUCGUACAACACCAAACCUGUAUAGGUCGCUGAGGGAUUGGGUUUGGAAUGAGGAGUAUAGGAGAAGUAACAUAGUAUCUGACUAUUACUCACCACUGGCAAGUUGUGGAGAUGGUAAAUGCGAUGAAGGAGAGACAGUAUUCAAUUGUCCCCAAGACUGUAAGAGUUAUCCAGAAAUGGAACUGCCUGCCCCUUCUUGCAUGGGAUUAGCCAACGGAGUCCACUGCUAUCCGGAUGAUUGCUGUGGACUCUUGUUCGUUUGCAACAGUGGUAAGAUGUAUGGACCGAUGGAGCUUCCGCCUACCUCUGUUUGCUACCAAGGAUCAGUGAUUGAGGCAAGCGAUGCGCGCUGCAAGGGUGUCAGUUGUCCCGAUAUGAUUCCUGCUUCUUGCGGAGAUGGCGUUUGUGAGAUAUAUGAGAGUUGUAGCAGCUGUCCUGAAGAUUGUGGACCUUGUAACACAGAUCCAUCCCAGCCCGAACUUGAAGAAUGCGGUCCGAAUGAUAUCGGUUUUAUUUGCUAUCCUCACAACUGCUGCGGCUUUGUUCGUCAGUGUGUGUAUGGAGAAACAUCUCCUGUUUAUGCUGUUUUGGAUGGAGGACUGUGCUACGAUGGGAAAAUUGUCGAUAAGAAUGCUGAUGUUUGCAAGGGAAUCAGCUGUGAUAUUGCUCCAGGAGCGUAUUGUGGGAAUGGAAUAUGCGACGAAAAUGAAAAUUGCUGGAAUUGUCCUGAAGAUUGCGGAGUUUGCCCUACUUCGGCUCCUACUUCGGCUCCUACGACUUCACCACCUACCUCUAAACCUACUACAGCUCCUACGACUUCACCACCUACCUCUAAACCCACUACAGCUCCCACAACUUCACCCACGACUCCACCAUCCAAUCGCGUGUUUUUGGGUUACUACACAAAUUGGUCGCAGUAUCGAGCUGGAACUUCCCAGUACUUCCCUGAAAAUAUCGAUCCCACCAAGUUUACACAUCUUGUUUAUGCUUUUGCUUACAUCAAACGAGGAACCUGGGAGGUGGAGCAAGUGGAAUGGAAUGAUGUGAAUGAAUGGCAGCCAACACAAGGUCUCUACUACCGAUUCAACAGACACGUUCACUCCAGAAAUCCCUCUUGCAAAACGUUAUUGGCUUUCGGAGGAUGGAAUUUCAACUUCAAGGAUGAAUACAAAGAUAUCUUCACAACGAUGGCCGAAUCGGCUGAAAACCGAGCAAAGUGUAUUAGUUCCAUCAUUAGCUGGGUGCGAAAGCAUGAAUUUGACGGAAUUGAUAUCGAUUGGGAAUACCCAGCCAAUGAACCCUUGGGAGGAAGACCCCAAGAUUAUGAAAACUAUGUAUACUUCAUUCGGGAAUUGAGAGCAGCGAUUGAAGCGGAGGCUGUCCGUACGGGAAGGCCGCGAUUGCUACUGGUUCUCGCGGUUGCUGCUGGAUAUGAUAAGGUAGAAGCUGGAUACGAUGUUCCGAAUCUGGUGAAUGAGGUUGAUUUUGUGGAUGUGAUGGCUUAUGAUCUUCAUGGACAGUGGGAGAUGAAGACAGGAGCAGCGAGCGGUUUGUAUCCUCCUUCCAACUACGAGCCGGGAACGUUGGAAGAGUACUACACGGGAGACUAUGCCAUCCAGACCUGGAUUGCGAAAGGAAUGCCUCGAAACAAGAUCGUCAUGGGAUUGGCUGCCUAUGGACGAGGCUGGACACUUGCUAGUAGUGCUCCUGGUCAGGGAAUUGGCGCAGAAGCAAUUCGAGGAUGUGAACCCAUGAAAGACACACAGCAAGAGGGUGUGCUCAACUAUAUUGAAGCGCUAACGGUCAUCGCUUCAGGAGGCCAGGUGACUUAUGACGAAGCAACGACAACGAUGUAUGUGCAGAAAGGAGAUCAAUGGUACUCUUAUGAAGAUCCCUAUUCCAUUGUGAAGAAGGUUGACUACAUCAAGGAGCAAGGAUUGCUGGGAGCUAUGAUCUGGGCUGUGGACAAUGACGAAUUCUAUAACGGAAACCCGAUCAUUAGCGCCAUCUAUAACAAUCUGUUUACUGCUACAGCUAGAGCAGGCGAUGAGAAUGGAAACAAUGCAUCGAAACCUUCUGUUUUUGGAAUUGUCAUGAUGGUCAUCGCGGUGGUGGCAGUGGUUGCAGUGGUGGCUAUGGGAUACUUUAUUUAUCGAAGUCGGAAUGCUGAACAGCCUGCCGACAAGAAAUUGAAGGUGCUGAAACGCACGACCAGUAUUUAA